Blumeria graminis f. sp. triticale is the source of this 3735-nucleotide messenger RNA. Lineage: Eukaryota; Fungi; Ascomycota; Leotiomycetes; Helotiales; Erysiphaceae. The record is from the annotation of a GenBank genome assembly.
AUGUCAAUCCACGUUUUACUACGUGGAUGUCCUCACCGAUCGAUAGCUAUCGUCACUCCAAAUCACGCCUUAAUUUUUAGCUAUACUCACUCGAACACCAAGACGUCGGAAAAGGGAUCGUCAAACUCACUGCAAAAUAGAGUGUUAAACUCACCUAGCGGCACUACCUAUCCGCAUUGUGCUGUUGAGCUUACAACCAUUAACUCCAUUGGCCUGAGUGGUUACCAACCACUUAGCCACCUUUCUAUACAUGGAACCUUAGGGUUAAUAACCAUAAAAAAUGACAUAUUUCUGUGUGUAGUGUCAAGCGCUUCCAAGGUGGCUACUGUACGGCCUGGAGAAACAGUGGAGAAAAUUUCUGGUGUCAAUUUUUACUGUUUAAACAAUAGUAAUUUUGACCUUCCAACGAGCGAAAGUUCAAAUCCUCAUGCGUCAGACGAUGGCCCUGCUGGAGUACUUGUCGGACGCGAGCAACCAUCAGAACAUCCAUGCACUGAUCUUCAAAAACUCCUGAGCAACGGAAGUUUCUACUACAGUACAGACUUUGACAUUACAAAUCGCCUUCAGAAUAGAAAUGCUGGUGGAAAAUUAUUUGACGUGGAUAACAUGGAUGAAUCCUUUCUCUGGAACUCUUACAUGAUCAGCCCCCUCAUAAAAUUCCGAUCAAGGCUUCUGACAGAGGAAAAAAAAGCAUUAGAUCGCUCCCGGAUCUUAAUUUCUGCAAUUAGGGGAUUUGCCCUUACUAUAACUAUUCCGUCUAUCUCGGCACCUCUGCGAAAAAUUCAUACGGGAAAACCCUCGUCUUUGACACUCAUAUCUCGACUAUCAUGCAGAAGAGCUGGAACAAGGUUUAACAGUAGAGGUAUUGAUGAUGAUGGAUACGUUGCAAAUUUUGUUGAAUCAGAAACUAUUUAUUGGACUUUGUCGUCCAUGGGAAAUCAAGAUAACUCAGUCAACAGAAAUCCAAAAGGGGUCUGUUUUUCGUAUGUACAAAUCAGAGGAUCAGUACCAAUAUUUUGGGAGCAGGCUGCCGGUAUUAUACCGGGGCAGCAAAAAAUAACAAUUAUACGAUCGCCUGAAGGAAGUCAGCCAGCUUUUGAGAAACAUUUUAGUGAACUAGAGCAUAUAUAUGGCUCAAUUCAUAUCAUUAAUUUGUUGAGUGAGACAAAAGUAGGUGAAGUUGACCUAACAUCUUCUUAUCGGAAAGCUGUAUGCAGAGCACAAAGUAAGCGACAGAUAAAAAAAAGCACGCAAGAUCAUCAAGGUCUGAAAGUAACUGAGUAUGACUUUCAUGCCGAGACGAAAGGACCUAGUGGAUAUCAAGCUGCGAGCUUAAUCAGAAAGCUUAUAGAGACAUCCGCAAGAAUUUUUGAAUAUUUCCAUUCCGAGAAUGCUCCUUAUCUAAAUGAUGAAAUGCAAGUUAAUCCCGAUAGCAGCAUUGUCAUCAAGUCGCAACAGCGAGGGGUUUUUAGAACCAAUUGUCUUGAUUGUCUGGAUAGGACCAAUUUAAUACAGACAAUUAUAUCCCAAAUGGCAAUCGAAAACUUUCUCUCAUGUCAAAUCGAUCAAGCCUGCGCAAAAUUUUGGAUGCUUCAUUCUGGCCUUUGGGCUGAUAAUGGUGAUGCAUUGUCGUGUAUUUAUGCUGGAACAGGUGCCCUUAAGUCCUCAUUUACCAGGCACGGUAAGAUGUCUUUUGCUGGUGCAAUUGCAGAUGCAAGAAAGAGUGCUACACGAUUGUAUAUCAAUAAUUUUACCGACAAAAGCCGACAAAAUACCAUAGAUGAAUUACUAGGACGACUGGUAGGGCAAAAGGUGGUUCAUCUCUUUGAUCCCAUUAAUGAAUCUGUCAUUACUGAACUAGCCAAUAAAAAAUCAUCGUAUCAAAAAAUAGAUACUGUAAAAAUAUGGUGCGGAACCUUCAACUUGAAUGGUAAAUCUUCGGGCAGUGAUGAAGAUCUUUCCUCAUGGCUCUGUCCAGGUUUAGAUCCUGCUCAACAAACACCCGAUAUCGUAGCUGCAGGCUUUCAAGAAAUGGUCGAACUCAGUCCUCAGCAGAUUAUGAAUAGUGACCCAACUCGAAAAGAAGCAUGGGAGAGAGCUGUACAAAAAACAUUAAAUGAACAAGCACAAAGAAAUGGGGAUGAUCUUUAUUUGCUCCUUCGUAGCGGCCAGCUUGUUGGUGCAGCGCUCAUGAUAUUUGUCAAAAAGUCCGUCCUUGAAAAUAUUCGAAACGUUGAAGGAAGUGUGAAAAAGACUGGAAUGUCAGGUAUGGCAGGAAAUAAAGGGGCGGUAGCAAUUCGGAUGGACUAUGCAAACACAUCACUAUGUUUUGUCACGGCCCAUUUUGCUGCUGGCUUAGAAAACUACAGUGACAGAAAUAACGACUUCAAUACCAUCAAUUAUGGGUUAAGAUUCCUAAGAAAUAGAAGCAUCGAUGAUCAUGAUACUAUUGUAUGGAUGGGCGACUUUAACUAUCGAAUCGAGCUCGGGCUUGAAAAAGUAAGGCAAUUGAUAAAGGCUGGGGACCUUGAUGCCCUCUAUGAAAAAGAUCAAUUAAACGUACAGAUGAUUGCUGGACUUACUUUCCCCUUCUAUUCUGAAUCUAGGAUAACUUUUAUGCCUACUUACAAGUUUGACCUUGGUCAGGAUGUGUAUGAUACCUCCGAAAAAGCUCGCAUUCCUGCCUGGACAGAUCGAAUACUCAGAAAGGGUUUAAAUAUUCGACAGGUAAAUUAUAAUACAUCGCCCCUUCGAUUCUCAGAUCAUCGUCCAGUAUAUGCAACAUUCCUUUGCACAGUUAAUAUUGUUGACGAAGCCCGUCGGGAGGCUCUCAGCCGUGAUAUAUACGAGAAACAAAGGACGCAAGCAGGUAUGACUUUGGUUAAUAUCCAAGGAAAUGAAGAUGAUAAUAGACCCCUCAAUGAAGAUGGUUCUCCUGGAAUCAAGUUACCGCCUGCUAGCUCAGACGUAAGAAAAUGGUGGUUGGAUAUGAAUCAACCUAUUCGCUCACAAAUUGCACCUCCUAGUGUCGGAAUGGCCCCAAACCCCAAUAGACCAUCGAACCCGUAUAGUUAUACAGAUGAGCAGGACUGGGUAUCUAUUUCGGGAGCUGCAAAUAUUCAUGCUUUGGACUCUAUUCCUGUGUCACCGCUUUACCGAACCACAACCCUACCCUUAACCCCUGAUGAUCAAACCUGCAAUCUGCUUCAGACAAAAAAAUGUCUUUCGCCCCAAUCAUCUCACAGACAAAUCUUAUCGCCAAACUUACCUAAGGAAUCAGCAAAACUUGAAAUGAGACCCAAGCCCUUGAUACAACACUCAUCUUCAGAUUAUCUUGUCUCAAACUCAACUACCGAACAUGACUCUGCGCAAAAAUACAGAACUCCUCCACCAAUUGCACGAAAACCUAUUCAUCUGACAAGUCAACAAAAGCAAGCUAAUUCAGCUCCAAUAAAAUCGGCAUCGACAGAUUUUUCAAAAUCUUUAUCCUGCGGCGCAAAUAAAAAUUUGAGCUCAAGCGAUAAAGUAGCAAGUGGAGAUCUGCUCCGUGAAGACCGAGAGAGAUUUCUACCGCAAAUUUCAGUAAGAAAUACUCCUGUAACUCCUGUUAAUAGUAAUAAAAUCGAAAGAAUCAAAUCCCAUCAUCACGUACCUGAAAAGAAGGUAGUAGUAGAUAUCUUAGGAAAUGAUGACGAGAUGAGCGUUGGGGGUUGGAAGGCUCUUGUUCCGCAAUAG